AUGCCAACAGAAAUUAUGAUUGACAAGUUACGAAUACAAAAAUAUUCACCCAAGACAAAUCAGCCCCCCAUUACUUUAUGUAAGACAAACACAAAGGUAUACGGAUACGGCGCGAACACACCUCUGCCUAACGUUGGAAAAUUUGACAUCGAAAUAGAAUCAUCGACUCGAAUUGUUGUGACCACAAUAUAUGUAAUGCAAGGGACAUGUGGUUCGUUGCUUACCUACGAGACAGCCUUAGCCUUGAACCUCAUCAAGUUAACUAUUAAUGCAACAGAAAAUCAAGAACCGGAAGUUCAAGAAGAAAACAAACUGAAACAAUUAUUAGACAAAUACAAUGAUCGAUAUCAUGGAGUUGGAAAAUUAAAAGACUGUCAAGUUCAUCUUCACAUCAAUGAAACUAUUACACCUAGUCCCCAACCACACCGAAGAAUCCCAUUUCACCUUCGAAAGGGACUUGAACAAGAAUUAACACAAUUAGAACAUGAAGGCAUAAUAGAAAAAGUACAUGGUCCAACCUCAUGGGUGUCUCCACUAGUUGUGGUACCCAAACCAAAAAAUUCCAACAAGGUACGCCUCUGUGUUGACAUGCGCGUUGCCGACAAAGCGAUAGAGAGAGAACGACACAUCACACCCACUAUCGAUGACCUUAUUAACGACUUAAAUGGAGCAACUGUUUUCUCCAAGCUUAAUCUAAACCAAGGUUAUUACCAGCUAGAACUUGCACCUGAAUCACGGUACAUAACAACAUUUUCUGCACACAAAGGUCUGCGACGCCACACUUGA
Molecule: messenger RNA, 786 nt
Organism: Paramuricea clavata
Lineage: Eukaryota; Metazoa; Cnidaria; Anthozoa; Malacalcyonacea; Plexauridae
Source: the annotation of a GenBank genome assembly